Closterium sp. Naga37s-1 is the source of this 2850-nucleotide messenger RNA. The record is from the annotation of a GenBank genome assembly. Lineage: Eukaryota; Viridiplantae; Streptophyta; Zygnematophyceae; Desmidiales; Closteriaceae.
AUGGUUCUCAUGGACGGUUUUAGUCAUGGCGUGGACAAUCCCACGAACGGCUGGAGCGGACGAGGUGUGGAAGCCGGCGGACAAUGUGGCAGUGGCAUCGAUAGAAAACACCAUUCUGACGCUCGUUUUCCAUCGUCGAACGAGCUCGUUAAGGCGGCUCAGUUGCACAACAGCGAUAAUCACGGCGACGUUAUAUCUCAAUUCGGACGUGGACUUAACUGUGCAACUCCGUUCCUUGAAGAUGGAAUGUUUGACGGAUUGCUGACUGGUGACGCGGCGAUUCACGACCUGGCAGCAUGGACGGACCCCGCGCUUCGGUUCGCAGAGGGAUUCCUCCCAUCGUCGGGAUGCAAUGGUGUGCAGCAACCCCCACCACCGCAGCAGCAGCAGCAGCAGCGAGGCGAGGCGGCGCAGCAGGAGGCGGCGGGCAAGCGACCGUUGGUGGACUCGGCGUUCCACCGCGAGUUCCAAUUCGACAGCAUGCCCGCCAUGCGCGCUGCCGAGAGCCUCGCGCUCGAGCGCGCGCUUACCGCCGCUGACAGGGCCGCGGCCGUGCCAGUAGCUUCCGCCGGUGUGCCACCCCGCGGGGCCACGGAAGCAGCUGCGGAACCAGCGGGGGCAGCAGCGCCGUUUUUGGCGGUUGCGGGGAUGACGGCGGACGCGGGGGGGAUGGACGGGAUGGUGGGGGUGACGGGGGGGACGGCGGGGUGGGCUCGCGCGACGGACGCGGACAUGCUGUCGCAGCUGUUGGCGAAUUCGCGAACGCCUCUGGCGACGGACAUGGACUUGGUGUCGCAGGUGCGGUUGCGGAUGGACCCGGCGUUGCUGGCGUCUUUGGAUGCCAUGCGCGCGCACUCGCAGCACCACGCGCUGCAGCAGGCGCAGCAGGCGCAACAGGCGCAGCAGGGGCAGCAGGGGCAGCAGGGGCAGCACGGGCAGCAGGCACAGUUGAUGCAGCAGGGGCGGCAGCUGCAGGUGUUGCAGCAGGCACAGGCAGGCAGGGCGGGUGGUCUGCCGUCCGUAACCCUCACCCCAGAACUGGAGCAAUACCUCGCUGCUGCCGGGAAGCUUCCAUUCCCGGACAUAAACCUCCCCAUCUGGGAGGCCCUCCGGGCGGCAUCCGCGCAACAAGUGCCGCCCGGUUUCUCCUCCGCUCCCGUUCCCACCCCCGCCAUACCCAUGCCACCCAUGCCACCCCUCCCACGCAUCACGGGCAUUCCGCCGUCCCCCAGCAUAUUCGGGAGCACAGAGGACGUGCGUGCAGUGCACGCGCCCUCCGCGUCGGACGCGGAGCUGCGCGCGCGCCUGCUGCGCCUGGCAGAGGCCGUGGCCACGAGCGAGCAGGGCGAGAUGGCGGCGCUCACGCGCGUGCUGCGCGCGGACGCCACCCCCCACGGCACGCCCAUGCAGCGCGUGGUGCACUACCUGCUGGGCGCGCUGGGGAAGCGCGCAUCGGGGAGUCUUGGGGAGGAGUAUGUGGUGGAGCCACUGCAGACCGCCGAGGUGAGUGGGGUUUGCAUGGCAUUGGGUGGCAUGACUGCUGAGGAAGAAGCCCUGAUCCUUGCAUUUGCGGCGCGCAACCCGUUGUUGCAGCACUGCUACACCACCAUGGCGUGCGGCAUCGUGGGCGCCUUAGAGCGCCUUCAGUGCCCUCCCAUGCUCACAUCCCCUCUUGCUCCCUUGCCCCGUCUCUAUCAGGAGGAAGCACUGAUCCUUGCUUUCGCGGCGCGCAACCCACUCAUGCAGCACCGCUACACCACCAUGGCGUGCAGCAUCGUGGACGCCCUAGAGCACGACGCCCUUGUGCACAUCGAGGAAGCUCUCAUACUCGCCUUUGCAGCGCGCAACCCACUCAUGCAGCACUGCUACACCACCAUGGCGUGCGGUAUCGUGGACGCCUUAGAGCACGACCCCCUCGUGCACAUCGUUGACUUCGCCAUGUGGGGCGGCCAGUGGCCCAUCGUCAUCCGCCAGCUGGCGGCCUCCGCCGCCCGCCGCCGCCGCGAGAGCUGCACCCACGGCUGCGCUGCUGUCACCGACGGCGCUGGCGCCAGCAGCAGCGGCGGCAGCAGGAGCAGCAGCAACAGCAACGGCGGCAGCAGCGGAGCAUGCCCCACGUGCACAGGCCCUCUCCCUCUCCACAUCCGCUACACUGCAGUCGAGCCUCCUCCCGGCCACCCCUGGGGGGCAGGCCCCAAGAUCCCCAUCCCGUUCCUGCAGGCGGAGGUGAGCGGCGCAGCGGCAGAGUGCGGAGUGGCGCUGAGCUUCCACCGCGUGGAGGCGCGGCCAGAGACGCUGCGGCCGCUCAUGCUAGGGGUAGAGCGCGGGGAGGCCGUGGUGGUGAACUGCGCGGGGAGGUUGGCCAACCUGGCGGAUUCGACUGUGCUGCGCUCCAGCCCCAAAGACACUGCCCUCUCGACCAUCCUACAGCUAGCCCCCAAGGUGGUGACGAUAGUGGAGUGGGACGCCAACCACCGGCAGCCCUUCUUCCUGCACCGCUUCCGCGACUGCCUCGACUUCUUCUCCAACGUUUUCCACUCCCACGAGCACCUCGCCUCGCGUGCCUCCUUCGGACGCCGCGGCUUCGAGGACAGAGUGCUGGCACGCGAGAUGAUUAACCUGGUGGCGUGCGAGGGGCUGCAGAGGCUGGUGCGGGCAGAAACGCUGGAUCAGUUGCAUGAGAGGAUGCAGCGCAUUGGGUUUGCUCCCAAGCCGUUUUCGCGGAGGAGUAUGGCGGCGCUGGGGCAGAUGCUUGCGCCGUAUUCCAAGGGGUUUUCGGUGGUGAGUCAUCCGUUGGGGGGUGUGCAGCUGCUGUGGCAGGGUGGGAGGGAGGGUGGUGCUGCUGUGUAG